Molecule: messenger RNA, 2580 nt
Organism: Tetrahymena thermophila SB210
Lineage: Eukaryota; Ciliophora; Oligohymenophorea; Hymenostomatida; Tetrahymenidae
Product: peptidase S45 penicillin amidase
Exons: 9
Biological process (GO): antibiotic biosynthetic process
Molecular function (GO): hydrolase activity, acting on carbon-nitrogen (but not peptide) bonds, in linear amides
Source: RefSeq, a predicted model, not a curated record
AUGAGAUUAGUAAAAAAGCUCUGCACAAGCCUAUUAUUGAUAUUAGCUAUCUUAAUAGUAGGAGUUUAUAUUUGGGAGUGUAGAAACUACAAUGGAGUAGUAUAUCACUAGCAUUAGAAGUAUGGAAAGGUAGAAAUAUCUAGAGAUCAAUAUGCUAUUCCUCACAUCAAAGCAAAGAAUAUAUAUGGCGCUUCUUUUGGUCAAGGAUAUGUCCAUGCUUAAGACAGGCUGUUUUAAAUUUUCUUAAAAACAAAGUUAGGGAGAGGUGAAGUUAGCUCUUUGAGAGGCGAAGCAGGCUUGCCAUAUGAUAUUUUCUUCAAGACACUUGGACUACAAAGAAUAGCAGAGGAUAUUAUUACAAAGUUAGAAAAAGAAGAAUUAGACGUCAUUCAAGCAUAUUGUGAUGGAUUCAAUUUUUACUAUCACUCUCUCUCUGUUAAACCUUUAGAAUUUGUUAUCAGUGGUAUCACAUUCUAAGAUUUUACACCCGCAGAUGUCAUAAUAAAUGAAAGAAUAAUGUUCCUACUACUUGGUUAUGAGUAUAUUUGGGAGCCAAUCAGAACAAAUUUAGCUAAUUAAUUCACUGAAGAUGUAGCAAUAAAAAUGUUUGCAGGUAACUCUGAAUCCCAAUUUGUAGAAGUUACAGUUGUUGAUGAUGAAGAUUUGAAAUAAGAAAAUCUUUAUCAAAAAUACAUCAAUGGAAAAUCUUUUUCUAAAAGAGCUAACUUUACAGAAUAGUAAAAGCAAGCUUAUCUUUCAACUUCCAUCUAAAACGUAUUAUUUGAAUUAUUAUCAGUCCCUAAUGGAAGCAAUGCAUGGGUAAUUCACGGAAAUCAUACUAAAUCUGGAAAGCCUUUACUUGCAAAUGAUCCUCACCUUUCAAAUUCAAUUCCAUGCACUUGGAUUUAAAAUGAAAUGUUGAUAGAGGAUGAAGGUAUAGUUGCAAUUGGUUCAUCUAUUUCAGGUAUUCCUCUCAUUUAAAAUGGUAGAACAGAUUAUGCUGCUUGGGGAACUACAGUACUAUUUGCAGAUACUUCAGAUCUCUAUAAGGAAGAAAUUAAGGGUAACACUUAUCUGGUUGAUGGAUAAUGGAAAGAGAUUAAAGUUAUCAAAGAAAACAUCAAAAUUAAAGGUAAAGACGAACCCCAUGUCCUUGAAGUAAAGUAUACUCACAGAGGUCCUAUAGUUUCAUACAAAUUUGAUAAAUUUGCCACAAAUCCAUUAAUUGAUUUAGGUUUUUCGGCAUCACUCUGCUGGAAUGGUGAAAUUAGAAAAUCUACACUAGUUAGUUCUGUUUUAAAAUUAUAUAGAGCUAAGAAUCAUUAGUAAGUUUUAGAUGGAUUUGGACAUAUAGUAGGUCCAGUUCUUUCAGUUGUCUAUGCAACAACUGAUGGAAAUAUAGGUUUUUAUGGAUAUGGUAGAAUUCCUGUACAUAAAAAUACUAUCCAUUCUUAAUUCAUCAAGGAUGGUACUACAACUGAGCAAGAUUGGGUUCGUUUUACUACCCCUAAAGAAUAACCUUAAGUACAUAAUCCUCGCAAAGGAUUUGUAGUCACAGCUAAUAACAAAUUUGCUACAGACAAUUUAAAGGGUUUCUUAUCAGUAAACUUAAUUUCUACACCAAGAGCUUAUCGUAUUACUUAAAUGAUAGAAGAAAAGAUCAAAAAAGGAUUAAAAUUUGACAUAGAAGAUAUGAAAAAGAUGUAAGCAGACACUGUUGAUUCUUAUGGAUAAGAUAUUCUUCCUUAUCUUUUUAAAAUCUUUAACAGCAAAGCACAAACUAUUUUAAGUUAAUAAGAAUAUGAAAAGGCUCUAAGAAUGAUUAAUCACCUAAAAGAUUGGGAUUACAGAAUAGAUGCAAACAGUUACUAAGCUACUAUUUUCUUAGGAUGGGAAUACAUCUUUUCCAAAAGCUUGCUUCAUUCUUUUAACACAACAUCAUUUGACAGAUACACUUUAACAAUGGGUCCUCAAUUUGAGCAUUUUUACUUCAAUUAAAUCAAAAAAUGGAGUAAAGAAUAAAACGAAAAAGACUUUGAUCAGUUCUGGUGUAAAACUGAAGAAAAUAAAAAUUAAAAAUACUCUUGCUUAUAUAACCUCUUAAUUGCUUUUGCUUAAGUUGAAGAUUAUAUGACUAAUGAGUUUGGAACAUCUGAAGUAAAGGAAUGGGAGUGGGGUAUAAUACAUAAAAAUAACUAUCCUCAUACUGCAUUUGCUAAAAUACCAAUUUUGAGAGAUAUUUACAACAGAUAAGUUGAAAGCUUUGGAAACAGAAGAACAGUGGCCGUUUCAAUCUAGAAUUGGAGAGGAGGUACAUUCGAGUCUGCUUAUGGAGCAAAUUAUAGGAUGGUAGUUGACAUGGAUAAAUAAGGAAAAGAUUACUGGAUUAUUGAUACAGGUAUUUCUGAAAGCCUUUUCUCUCCUCAUUAUGACGACUAAUUUAAAAUUCAUAAAGAUUUUGGAUAUGUAAACAUGGAAAGAGGUUUUGAACUUUUCAGAUAAAAUAAAAAAUAUUAUUAAACUCUCGAAUACCUUGCUCCAGCUUAAAAUUCUAAUAAAUAAAACAAUAGUGAAUUGUGA